This is a messenger RNA of Oncorhynchus mykiss (rainbow trout), 1785 nucleotides long. Its product is annotated as protein HTATIP2-like. Gene Ontology annotation, biological process: import into nucleus. The record is from RefSeq and is a predicted model, not a curated record. Gene Ontology annotation, cellular component: cytoplasm. Lineage: Eukaryota; Metazoa; Chordata; Actinopteri; Salmoniformes; Salmonidae.
AUACUUCUAGGCAAUACAGUGUCACAUCGAUCUUUCUCUGGUAGGUUGAGGAAUACCCAUCGCAAAGAGCAAAUAAGAACACACCGAUUCCGCAGGUUUGACAAAAAGGGCUGUUUCCACAGAUUUCAACAUUCUUUGCACGGCACUUGCUUUUCGGAUUUUUCGACAUGGGUGCAGGAGGUGGUGGACUUUGAGAAACUGAAUGACUAUGCUGCAGCAUUCCAAGGGCAUGAUGUUGGCUACUGCUGCCUGGGAACGACCAAAGCCAAAGCAGGGGCUGAUGGAUUCAUCCGUGUUGACCAUGACUACGUCCUGAAGUCAGCGGAGCUCGCCAAGGCAGGGGGCUGCUCACACUUCAACCUAGAGUCUUCUAAAGGGGCUGACAAAACCAGUGGUUUUCUCUAUCUCAAAGUGAAGGGACAAGUGGAGGCAGACAUUGAGCCGUUGGGCUUCGAGAGGUACUCCAUCUAUCGCCCUGCGGUGCUGAUGGUCGACAGGCAGGAGAGCCAGCCUGCUGAAUGGUUUGCCAGGAAGGUCCUGGGCCCUUUUUCGUCCAUGUUUCCCACAGCGAUGUUCAUCCCCAUCCAAUCAGUGACCAGGGCCAUGGUGGCCAACACACUGAUCCCUGCAGGGGAGAAAGUGGAGAUCCUGGAGAAUAAAGCCAUCUAUGACUUGGGGAAGGCCCCAGAGAAAUGAGGGACAGGGAAGAGGGAAGGUGUGUCUCAAUAGCUUCAUUUCCUCAUCCCCUUUCCUCCAUAAACCACUGAUGUGGUUAUACUGCCACUGGUCUGCCUGGACAUGACAUGUGAGAGCAAUGUCAAGGGAGCCCCUAUCCAGUCCUUUCACCCAUCAGUGCUAAUGAAGGAAAGGUCUUGAGGAAAUGUGAGUAUUGGGAGCUCAGCCAGAGACUGACGGUGAAGUGUGUUGUGCUACUGCCAUUUCAUGUGAUGGUGCUUCUACUUCAUGACAAUAUAUUUUCUGCUAACAACUUCCUUUGAAAGCAUGGAGGAGGGUUGACGACAAGUAUAAAGUUGAAUUUCUAGAGCAAUGCCGAUGCUCUCAGAGCGCAUGGUUAAGCGUUCAAAGCUUCGUUGGCUUCAACUUGAGGUUCCUUUCAACCAUGAUAGUCAACACGGUAGCUAGCUCGAGCUCUGUUUCUCUGGGAAUGAGUCCAAAGGGGGAUGUUUCCUUAUGAAAAGUGCAAUUUUUAAAGCUCUUCAUGGGUAAUGCAAAUAAGAUAUGAUUGGGAAAUGGGGAUGUAAUUAUGAAUACUGAAAUAUGCCUUGUUGUCUUUGUAUCCCAAGUGCUCUUUCCGGGUGCAGACUAUUUUUGUGGUCAACAAGGACUUCGCUGAAGAGGAAACAGACUGGCACAGAGGCUAGAAUCGGUUUAAUAUAUUAGGUGGAGAGGGAAAUGUAUUGGACUGGUUCUUCUGGGUCCAAAACGGUAACUCCUCAAAACGCUUUAGUUAGUAGAAGCUCUUCCAUCCAGCCUACAGCGUUCAUGCUAUUUUAUGUAAGACCAUGUUCUUAACCAGUGAAAAACGAUGCACUUACUUGAAGCAAGAGUUUAUUUUCCACAGGACAACCAUUGGAGAGGGAUUUUAAAGGCAAUAUGUCUGACUUGUCUUUGAUCACUUUUGUUUUCUGAGCAAUGCUAAGCAUGUAAUUUAAUCAGGGGUUAUGUUGUUCACACUCAUAUUGACUUGGAUUUUUAUACAGGCGUUAUGUAAAUGCUAUGUAUUUAAGUGGUCUAUGCUUCUGUGUUACAUUAAACAAUGAUGUA